UGACUCUUCCCCUGCGCCUCGGGCUCGCCACCACCACCGCAUCCCGCCUCCCGCAGAAUCUCAAUCUCUCUCUCUUAAGCCCCCACGGAAAUCUACCGUGUCGCCAUCACCGUCGUCGUCGAAGUGGAAAAACCCACUUCGAUUUCACGUCGAAUUCUGCGGGCAGCAGCCGGAGAACCAGGGCGGAAGAGGGAGGGAGGUGGGGAGGCGGGAGGAGGGAGGAGGGAGGGAGAGAUGCAUCUGAUCAAUGCGUUGAUGGUGACCCGGAUGGUGACCCGGGAAGACCUCGGCACCUCCCUCGGGAGCGAGAUCACCUUCGGGUCGGUCAUGUUCUUCGUCUACGCCGGGCUCUCCUGCUUCUUGGUCCUCUUCGCCGGCAUCAUGUCGGGCCUCACCCUCGGCCUCAUGUCGCUCGGCCGCGUCGAUCUCGAGAUCCUCCAGCGCAGCGGCACCAACGCCGAGAAGAAGCAAGCAGCUACUAUCUUGCCGGUGGUCCAGAAGCAGCACCAGCUUCUCGUGACUCUGCUUCUUUGCAAUGCUAUUUCAAUGGAGGCCCUUCCCAUAUACUUGGAUAAGCUUUUCAAUCAAUAUGUUGCGAUUAUACUUUCUGUCACGUUCGUGCUAGCCUUUGGAGAGGUCAUUCCACAAGCAAUAUGUACCCGAUAUGGACUUGCUGUCGGUGCCAAUUUUGUGUGGCUUGUCCGGAUUCUAAUGAUUAUUUGCUAUCCAAUUGCAUAUCCUGUUGGAAAAGUUCUAGACUGGGUGUUGGGUCAUAAUGAGGCAUUAUUUAGGCGUGCUCAAUUAAAAGCUCUUGUCUCCAUCCACAGUCAGGAGGCUGGGAAAGGAGGUGAACUCACACAUGAUGAGACCACGAUUAUUAGUGGAGCUCUAGAUUUGACUGAGAAGACUGCAGAGGAGGCAAUGACACCCAUUGAAUCUACCUUUUCUUUGGAUGUUAAUUCCAAACUGGACUGGGAAGCAAUGGGAAAGAUUCUUGCUCGAGGUCAUAGCAGAGUUCCUGUCUAUUCUGGGAAUCCCAGAAAUGUCAUCGGUCUUCUUCUGGUGAAAAGCCUUCUCACGGUUAGACCAGAAACAGAGACCCCUGUUAGUGCAGUGUCGAUCAGAAGAAUUCCGCGGGUUCCAGCAGAUAUGCCCUUGUAUGACAUACUGAAUGAGUUUCAAAAGGGUAGCAGUCAUAUGGCAGCCGUAGUGAAGGCCAAAGGGAAAUCUAAGAAUCUUCCACCAAUGCCGGAUGUGGACAAACUUGAAGAAAAGAAGGCCACUGUGGGAGAUUCCCAGUUGAUUACUCCCUUGCUUGUUAAACAGAAUGAAAAAGCUGAUAUCGUUGUUGACAUUGAGAAGGCUCCAAGGCCAGUGAAUGGCUUGCCUCAAUUAUCAGAAGAUAUUGAGGAUGGGGAGGUUAUUGGUAUCAUCACUCUUGAAGAUGUAUUUGAAGAACUUCUUCAGGAAGAGAUUGUUGAUGAAACCGAUGAAUAUGUCGAUGUACAUAGAAGAAUCCGAGUGGCUGCAGCUGCAGCCGCAUCAUCAGUUGCACGGGCUCCAUCACUUCGGAGACUGAACACCCAUAAAGGAGCUGGAGGCCUUACCAAGCACGUGCAGGUCCCGAGAAAAACUGCUGAGGAUGAUCCAAGUUCUGCUAGGUCAAUGGGCAGUCCAGGUUUGCCAACCUCUGGGGCUUAGGCUUGAAGUUUUGGCAAGGCUAACAUCAGAAAACGCUUCCACGGGACGGGGGAGUCAAAAUUGAAGUAUUAUGAAGAUUAUCCCAUGAUAUUGAACGGCUUUAUCUUGAACAAUCUUUGUGCCAGAGUAAUUUAUUAUAUCCCGUGGAGCGGAGAGAUGCAGUCCUGAAGUAAUUAAUGCCUACUAUAUGUCCAGAUGUUCAGUUGUCCGAUGCAAUUUUGUUUGGCUGGCGCAUGUUCACCGUCGCUUUAUAAUUAGAUUAUUUUGUUUCCGAGAAGAGACGAAAACAAUGAGUUUCAUCAGUCAAGAUCGAAGAUAGUUUUUUACCGUCUUUCAUUAGUAGAAUGUCCAAUGUUUGUCCCCCUUGGCGGAUUGAAGCGAUACAAUGUUCAGUGAAUUUUUUUGUACGGCGCGAUGUAGAUUUGCUUUGGUCGA
Molecule: messenger RNA, 2136 nt
Organism: Eucalyptus grandis
Lineage: Eukaryota; Viridiplantae; Streptophyta; Magnoliopsida; Myrtales; Myrtaceae
Product: DUF21 domain-containing protein At4g14240
Exons: 14
Coding region: 235-1701 (488 amino acids)
Biological process (GO): magnesium ion homeostasis
Cellular component (GO): intracellular membrane-bounded organelle
Source: RefSeq, a predicted model, not a curated record